UCUCAGAGGUCUCCUAGAGUCUUUGCCGUCAUGGGCCAAGGAUUCUCCCUCACUACCCUUUCGGCCGGAUCGGCCAACAUCGACGUGCCGGAGCUCUCGGAUCUUCAAUAUGAGAAGUCUCUCGGUGCUGCCCGGUUCAUGAAGUCGGUCCGAGCACGACAUAAAGAUGGCUUGGUUGUCACGAGAGUAGUGAUGAAGCCAUAUGCGCAAUUCAAUCUCGAUGUUUAUGCACGAAGGCUCUCUGAUGAGCGCAAAUUGCUGGCCGAUAUACCGAAUGCGCUGGGUUACAAUCGCAUCAUCGAGACCGCGGUUGGGGGCUAUCUUGUCCGCCAAUAUGUCCACAGUUCCUUGUACGAUCGGUUGAGCACCCGCCCUUUCUUGGAGGAGAUUGAAAAGAAAUGGCUCUCCUUCCAGCUGCUCUGUGCCGUUCGAGAUUGCCACGCUCGCAAUCUUUAUCAUGGAGAUAUCAAGACAGAGAACGUGCUCGUUACGUCGUGGAAUUGGCUUUAUCUCACAGAUUUCUCUGCUUCGUACAAACCAGCAUAUCUACCUGAGGACAAUCCGGCAGACUUUUCAUUCUAUUUCGACAUGUCAGGGCGACGUACCUGCUAUCUCGCACCCGAACGUUUUCUUGUUCCCGAUGCUCAACCGCAGGGUGAAGGGAUCGUGACAUGGGCCAUGGAUAUCUUCAGCGUGGGAUGUGUUAUGGCCGAGCUGUUCAUCGAGUCGCCCAUAUUUUCUCUAAGCCAGAUUUUCAGAUAUCGACAAGGCGAGUAUGAUCCUGCACAUUCUCAUCUAAGCAAGAUACAGGACAAGGAUGUUCGGGAUCUCAUUGCCCACAUGAUACAACUAGAUCCAAAUUCUCGCAUGUCUGCUGAGGACUAUCUCGAGCAUUGGCAAGGCAAAGUUUUCCCUCACUACUUCUACGGUUUCCUCCAACAAUACAUGCAUUCCAUCACGGACUCUUCAUCUGGACGUAAACCGGUCACCACAGCAACAGAACAUCUCGGUGAACCGGAUGAACGAAUAGAACAAAUCUUCGGCGACUUCGAUAAAAUAUCCCACUUGCUCUCAAACAAUGAAAGUGAUCUCGCUUCACGACCUCAGCAUUCACCUCCUGAGCCUAACGCGAAGCUAUUUCCGCUCUGUAUCGAUAUUCCAAACUACCAGCACCAGGCCACCCCCACGCCAAGUUUGGCUGUAGACGACGGCAACCUCAUCUUUUUGACCAUCAUCGUCUCUUGUCUACGAGGCACAGCAAGGGCAUCGGCGAGACUUCGAGGCUUAGAGUUACUCCUAGCCUUCGCAGAACGUCUCACCGAUGAAGCUAAACUGGACCGUGUUGUACCGUACGCGGCAUCCUUGUUGACUGACAGGUCCGAACAGGUAAAAAUAGCGUCUUUGCGGACUAUGACGCAGAUUCUUGCCAUGGUCAAUGUUGUGUCGCCUAUCAAUGCCUAUGUGGUGCCUGAAUACGUUUUGCCGCGACUGGAGGCCUAUCUCCCCAACUCCGCCGAAACAUCUCCACUUGUACGGAUGCAUUAUGCUUGGUGUAUUGGCCCACUAGCGACUACUGCAGCACGCUACAUUGACAUUGUUCAAGCCCUGCGCGCCGGGGGCACGCUACCUGUCGCGGACCCUGGAGCAGAAGAAGACCUAACGUCGUCGGCUCAUCGGAACCAAUUCGAUUCGGAUCGGCAAACUCUUGUCAACGCUUUCGAAGACCAUACAAAAGCACUCCUCACCGACCCGGACGCAGCUGUGCGCCGCGCCAUGCUCAAAUCUGUAGCUGAAUUGUGUGUUUUCUUUGGCAGCCCAAAGGCGAACGACGUUGUGCUGAGUCACCUGAAUACAUAUCUGAAUGAUCCAGACUGGAUGCUCAAGUGCGCGUUCUUUGAAGCCAUAGUUGGAGUUGCGGUAUUCGUCGGCGGAGCGAGUCUUGAGGGGUAUAUUUUACCAUUGAUGGUGCAGGCAUUGACCGAUCCCGAGGAGUUUGUGGUCGAAAAGGUGAUUCGGGCUCUGUCCUCGAUCGCAGAGCUUGGCCUAUUUCAAAGAUCAAAAACAUGGGAACUGGUCGAUAUAGUAGCUCGUUUGACUAUGCAUCCCAACAACUGGAUCCGAGAAGCAGCAGCCCAGUUCAUUUCAGCGGCUUCCAAGUAUCUGUCUGUGGCGGAUACUCAUAGUAUCCUGGUCAACUUGAUUCGACCUUAUCUCAAGGUUGUACCUUCCGAUUUCACGGAGCUGCGGAUACUUGAUGCUCUCAAACGGCCACUACCCAAGAUAAUCAUAGAGAUGGCAUCGAAUUGGGCUGGCUCAUCACCCAAAGGCCUAUUCUGGGUUCCCGCAAAACAGCAACAAACCUUCAGCUUCGCUUCCUCAGAAGACACGCUACCAAGCAUUUUCGGGAGAGAACUCGACCCAAAGGUGCUCCUGCGAAUGCAAAAGAAUGAAGAAGACGAGGUGUGGAUAAAGAAAUUACGGAACGCUGGCAUGUCAUCAGAAGACGAUUUCAAGCUUGUUGCCCUGCGAGAGUUUGUUUGGAGAGUAGUUCAUCGUCGACGAAUGGAUGCAGGAGUCACUAGUACAUCCAAGUUUAACAGCAUUGUCGCACUCAAAGAUUUGAGUAUUCAACCUUUGACAGUCCUUUUCGAAAAUGCACGUCAUACAAUCGAGCAGACUCGCAAAACCGGGUCACAAGAUCAUGAUUACCAACCAAAGACGAUCCGAGAUGCGCUACUAGAUGCAUCCACAACCGACGCCGACGUACAAGCUUCGCGAAGAAUAGUUCACGCUGACACCCAAGCCGAACGAUUAGCUCGCGAGGAGGGCGGGCGCCGCCUAUCUAUCCCAGCACGCCCAAAACUCUCAUCCUCACCCAGCGGAUUUCGUUCUAGCUUGGACUCACCAUCAUCCGAAACUGCUGAUCCUCGACGACAUUCUUUGCAAGUACCUCGGGAAGCCGGAACCCACUCCCCAGUCGGAUCUUUGACAGGUGAAGACCAUACACGUUCCUUGCGUCAUCGGAGCAGUGCACUCAGUCUUCUCAACCGGGGAGACAAGGCACUGGCCGAGAUCGGGACUACAUCCGCAAAUGCGACAGGCAAAGUAGAUGGAAAUCACGCGCGGGAAGGUUCUCGUACUCGGCAACCGCCCUCACCAUUAGCUAUUGAACAUCGGCGAGAUAGUCCGUCGAGUGCCCGUUUUAGGGAUGCGCACAACUAUACUGGAAACGACCCGGCUGUCUUGAAGCUGUUGGACUCGAUGCUACUUGAGAGAUAUCCCUCAGGGGAAAUGGAAUUUGGACCACAAGUCCAGCUUCCUAGUCGACCCCAGCCCAUCAAACACAAAGACGCGCAUCCUUCUCCAACCGGGGUGCCAUGGCGGCCUGAGGGCACGCUUGUUGCAACACUGAGCGAACACACUGCCUCGGUAAAUAGAAUCAUAGUUGCUCCAGAUCAAAGCUUCUUCAUCACAGGAUCCGAUGAUGGCACGGUAAAGAUCUGGGAUACUUCACGCCUAGAACGCAAUGUGAGCCGACGUUCCCGGCAGACCUAUAGAUUGAGCGAGGGCGCCAAAGUCACAAGCCUGGUAUUCGUGGAGCAGACUUAUUCUUUUGUUGCUACAGGAAGUGAUGGAAGCGUGCACGUGGUUCGAAUGGACAGCUACGACGGCCACGACGGUAGCCGGAAGUUUGGACGUCCAAGGCUUCUCAGGGAGUAUCAGUUACCCGAUGAGGACCAAGCCGUGUGGUCAGAACAUUAUAACGAGGAUAACAAGUCAGUGUUGAUAUUAGCGACAAACACGUCUAGUGUGAUAGCACUAGAUCUGCGAACAAUGGCGGAAUUGUUCACACUGAAAAACCCGCUAGAUCACGGCACACCGACAUGUUUCUGUGUGGAUAGGAAGGCACACUGGUUGCUACUUGGAACCUCUCAUGGUGUCCUCGAUCUAUGGGAUCUGCGCUUCAAACUUCGCCUCAAAGCAUGGGUGUUCCAGAAUGCUGCUCCGGUCUACCGCCUCCACCUCCCUCGCGUACGCAAUCCUCGUCUCUAUAUUACCGGUGGAACGGGCCAGGGUGAAGUCACUGUCUGGGAAUUUGCAAAAUUGAUUUGCAAAGAGGUAUAUCGUGUAGGUGGCAGCAAAGACCAGGGUUCGAAGAGUACGACACUCCUGGAUAUGGACGACGAGAAAUCCGGUGGGAUGUUGGGUAGGUUUUCGACUUCGAUGCUACCGACCGCGAGCAGUAUACCAGAGAAGGGAAUCCGUGCGCUCGUGGUAGCUACGCAGGCUGUGGACGACAAGCCUGACUCAAAGAUACACACGUUCAUCCUGACUGCAGGACCAGACUGGAAGGUGCGGUAUUGGGAUACCUCGCGCCAGGAAGCUUCAGUGGUCGUGAGCGGUCUCGUCGCUGAUGAGUUGAAGCCGCAGUAUACCACCUCCCAGCCCACCCACGACACGACUAUUAUCACGGAGCGAUUAAUGCAGCCGCCUCCAGCUCAAAGUCCAAGUGUGAGGGAUGGGAACGGACGCGAAAGCAGAAGUUCCAGUUCGAGGCAAAGACCACCACAGAAGAGUUCAAAGAGUGGCAUGAUCAGUCUGCAGCAAAAUCAUCUGCUUAAAAGUCAUUUGGAUCAAAUUAUGGAUGUUGCGUUACUCGCUCAGCCAUACGGGAUGAUAGUUAGUGCGGACAGGUCGGGAGUGGUAUACAUGUUCAUGUAA
Molecule: messenger RNA, 4722 nt
Organism: Periconia digitata
Lineage: Eukaryota; Fungi; Ascomycota; Dothideomycetes; Pleosporales; Periconiaceae
Source: the annotation of a GenBank genome assembly